Molecule: messenger RNA, 699 nt
Organism: Oldenlandia corymbosa var. corymbosa
Lineage: Eukaryota; Viridiplantae; Streptophyta; Magnoliopsida; Gentianales; Rubiaceae
Source: the annotation of a GenBank genome assembly
AUGUGCGACACUUCGGGGGAGAUUUUCUCAAAUGGUCAAGUUGAUGAAGUAGCUGCUGAAAACUUUGGUGUGGAUCAACCUCAAUUCAAUGAAGAAGCCUCAGUGCUAGCCAGUGAUCAACCAAAAGCCAACGCCGAAGCUCAGUCGUUUGGGGAUGAUGGAACAGCUGAGGAAGCUGAAAUCACACACGACGCUCUCAAACAACUAUUUGGCAGAAAUAUUGUAGAUGUGGCAAAUCACUUUGGAGUUUGUGUAUCUACUGUGAAACGCAAAUGUCGAAAGUAUGGUAUAGACAGGUGGCCACCCCACAAGAGAAACAAAGGCAAUUGCAUCAAAUCAAAUCCAAUGCUGCCAAAUAAUACCGAGCCUGCAAAUCCUUUACCAAGUCCAAAGGGUAAAAGUAUUACUGCAACUGAAGAUGAGGAGAUCGAUGGAAUUUACAGCAUGAUAGUAAAGGCAACCUACAGAAAAGAUAAUGCCAUGUUUCCUUUGUGCAGUGACUCGGGGAUUGAAGAAUUGCGCAAAGAAUUGUACAAAAGGUUUGAGUUAAAAGAUGAGAAGAUCAAAAUACGGUACAAGGACGAGACGGGUGAUUUGAUCAUCAUUUCCUGCAACGAAGAUCUGGAAUUUCGCAUGAGAACAUUAAGAAAAUCCGGGAUUACUGUAAUGAGGCUAUCAGCUUCUCUAGUGACAAAGUGA